Messenger RNA from Solea solea (common sole), 2496 nucleotides. It is a transcript of the gene nmur3, whose product is annotated as neuromedin U receptor 3. The coding region runs from base 198 to 1463 and encodes 421 amino acids. Lineage: Eukaryota; Metazoa; Chordata; Actinopteri; Pleuronectiformes; Soleidae. The record is from RefSeq and is a predicted model, not a curated record. Gene Ontology annotation, molecular function: neuromedin U receptor activity. The transcript is spliced from 3 exons. Gene Ontology annotation, biological process: G protein-coupled receptor signaling pathway. Gene Ontology annotation, cellular component: plasma membrane.
AUCAAAUGUUACCUUCGUGUAAAGUCUACAUUUGAAUGUACCUUAUUAGUUUGAUAUCUUAUUUCCAAACAUGACCACAGAGAGCGAGAGGGCGCGCGCGCGCUAAGAAGGAGGAAGGAACAGUGGCGUGAAGGUAAACUGCUGAAGGAACUGACACUCAUCCACAGGAUGUGUUGACACCAGCGUCUCUCGCUGAGAUGGAGCUCUUUUCAAACAUUUUCAAAGUGGCCCUCAAUACAAGCCUGACACUGAACACAACGGGGAAUUACACCAGUGACCAGCUCACUGAAGUCAACCUUCUUGAAAUCCUGGGUCCUAAAAGAUCGCCCUUCUUUCUCCAAGUGACCAGUGUUUACCUUCUCAUCUUCCUCACCGGCUUGUCCGGAAAUCUGCUCACAUGUGCCGUGAUAGCAAAACACAAGAAGAUGCGUAACCCCACCAACCUCUACCUGGUGAGCCUGGCGGUGUCAGACCUCCUGGUGCUCGUGUUCGGGAUGCCCCUGGAGAUUUACGACUUGUGGCAGAACUACCCGUUCCCCUUUGGUGAGAGCGGCUGCUACUUCAAAACCUUCCUCUUUGAAACAAUCUGCUUCGCCUCGGUCCUGAACGUAACAGCUCUGAGCGUGGAGCGGUACAUAGCUGUGGUGCAUCCACUCAAAACGCGAUACCUGUCCACUAACCAGCACGCCAAGCAGGUCAUCACCACCGUGUGGGCUGCGUCGAUGAUCUGCGCCAUCCCGAACACCCUGCUGCAUGGCAUCUUCUUCCUGCCAGAGAGAAUGGAGGAAUCGGCCAUUUGCACGGUGUUAAAACCCCUGUGGAUCUAUAAUAUGGUCAUGCAGAUCACCACAGUGUGCUUCUACUUUGUGCCCAUGAUGGUGAUUAGCAUGCUGUACCUGGUGAUGGGUCUUCAUUUGAGCAGAGAAUCCCGGCAGCCCAUCGGGAACCUGGGAAAGAACUGCAGCAACAGCACUCGGAGGAAGAUCAGCGUGGAGAACAGUCGCAGGAGACAGGUCAUCAAAAUGCUUUCGAUCGUGGUCGCAGUGUUUGGGGUCUGCUGGGCGCCCUUCCACAUCGAGCGGCUGCUGUGGAGUUCCAUCAGCCAGUGGACCGACCUGAUGCACAAUAUCUAUCAGUACGUCCACAUCGUGUCAGGAGUCCUCUUCUACCUCAGCUCUGCAGUCAAUCCUAUCAUCUACAGCCUUCUCUCUACGCGGUUCAGGGAGAGUUUCCGGGAACUCAUGUGCUCCCAAACAGAGGACAGCAGCUCUGUCAAAGACUCACCGCCCUUCUGCAAAACCCUACUGGGUCACUCAAAUUCAACUUCCAGUGCUCUGCAGACUAGGAGUAAGGACUCGAAUGCUUUUAUCCCACUGCUGUCCCCUAAUGUGACACUGACUGUGGACACUGCAGUCCUUAAAUGUGCGUGUAAAGACGUGACAUGUAAGACGUCUGUGUUCUAACUGAGGUUUGAUAUGAAAGAAAAAAGUCAACAAGCAGCGGAAGCAGAAGCACAGAGUAAGAUCAGCGCAUUUUCUUUCUUGCAGCUUGUCUGUUUCUUGUUUAAUUAGAGACACUGAAUUGUGUCACAUGCAAUGACAAAGCAUUCUAUUCUAUCCUCACAAACAUGUUACUGUGACUGUCAUUGCUCGGUUUGUGUGACAUGUUUACAGGAAUGAGAAAUCGUUUGGAUGUUGCAGUGGCUCACCUGUGCAAAAUGAUGUUAGUAAUUGAUGUUAGAAUUUCUCAUUGAUUUAUCUUUUCCAUUGGAUUUUUCUGUAAAAGGCCAAACUGUGUGUUUGUCCUGUGAUGAAAAAUGGGUUAGAAGCACGACAUUUAGCAUUUCCCACCUUGGGGAAACCAGACAUAAGCACACAAGUACUCAGUACCCAGUUUUUUACAUACCUGACCACUUCUAACUGUGUACCUCCGUUUCCAAUCUGUGUCGGUGAGUAUUAUUUACUUAAAUCUCUCAAACAUGAUAAACUAUUCCUCUAGAGCUGCCACAUGUAAUUUAAAAUAAGCUUGUAUGCAUAUAUUUGAGAAUUUGAUAUCUUUACUACAAUUGUUCGACAGUGCCUGCAUAUCGUAUCUGCUUCUUUAUACCGUCAUUGCUGUUUGCCUUAUACCGAGAAAUAAGGGCACUUAAAUGAUGAUGUGCUGUUGUCCUCAAUUUGUCUCGUUUUCUUUCCAAUUAUUUAGCGCUGUAGUCCUAAGCAACUGAAAAAAGAACAAACAAAAAAACUGAUCAAGUGGUUGUCAGUGUUUCAGUGGAUCAAAAACAAAAGAAUACCGUCUACUGUGACCUAAGCGUGGUGUAUGUUUCUUGUUGAACUACCUGUCAUGUUUUAGUUGAUGGGUAAGCUCUUGUUCACUGUGACAGCUGAUACAAGUGAUUAUGGCUAUUGUGUAUUGAGUAAAAAGCUUGAAUAAAUAUCUGUGUUAUCGCUGCUCUUAUUUUCCUUUGUAAAAACUUGUGAUAUUUUAGCAGGACAU